UGUUUGGUAAAUCGUGCGGAAGACGCCAGCCAAGUAGGCCUAGCUCCCUAAAGUGGCUAAAGUUUUCUUGUUCAUAGCCCGGACUUCCGCAUUUACUUAUGCCGAAGAAACUUCAACACUGCUUUUGGACCGUCUUUUUUCCAUGUAAGGCUGGUGUGAUCCAAGGCGAGUGCAGCAGAGAAUGAGCAUUUUGACGAGCGCUGUCACUUCCGCUGACGUUUGUGUACAUUGACCCCAGUUUGACCCCGGGACCAGAAUGUGGUGGAGACCUUGUUGUCUGUGCUUGGUGAUGGCACUGGUGGCGCAGUGCAGCAAGGGGCAGUCUGCGGAUGCCGUGGAGGAAGUGCCGAUACCCAGCUACACGAUAGAAUCCAAGUACUCCCCCUUGCACGCUCUCGCCGUGGACAAGAAGAGGGGCAUGUUGUACGUAGGUGGGCGUAACGUCUUGCUGCAGCUCGACCGCAACAUGAGUCUGGUGAGCCGCGUGAAUCGGGGUCCGGUGCGCUUUGACAGCUCAUGUGCGCCCAACUCGCUGUGUGAGGGGGGCACCCUCCAGCCAAAUGACUUCAAAGUGGUAGUGGUGAGCAAGGUGAAGGACAAACUGCUGGCGUGCGGCUCGGCUCACCAGGGUUUGUGCAGCGUGCACAGCCUCAGUAACAUAUCGGCAAUGGAGGAGUUGAGGGGGAGCACCCUGGGACGGCUGGUGGCGGGUCGCAAGUCUUCGCUGGUACUGCUGGGAUCUGCGGGCAAGGAUUUCCCCUUCGAACUGGCUUAUGUGUUUCAGGAGUACGAUGGCAGGGCACCUGAGUACACCCCUCAUCAAAUGUCGAUCAGGAAGUUUUUCCUUAACGGGACCCACUACAGUAUGCAUUACCUCCAAGACGACAAAGCUACAAGUGAAUUUUCUGGCCUGGGGAUCAGGGCAGAGUUUCUGUCAAACUACUACAUGUCUUUCGUGUACACGUUUGAGUAUAAAAACUACCUGUACGUUGUCAUGAACCAGCAGAGAAAAGUCACCUUCCCAAAUCUGGUCCGCGUUAAAAUCGGAAGGAUUUGCAGCAGAGACACUCUUCUCUCUUCGUACAUCGAGACAGAGCUGAAGUGCCAUUAUGGCACAGAGGACUUGCUUUACAACAAGGCCCAGUCAGUGGUGAUGAGUGACGGUCGCCUGUACCUCACGGCCGUCCAUCUCAAGUCCGGGACUCGCUUUCAGAUCGACGACAGUCGUGGAACGGCCUUGUGCGUGACGCAGAUGUCCGUUAUCGAGGAUGCUUUCAUUGAGGGAAUCUACUCCUGCUACCAAGGCCAGGGCAACAGGCUGGAUUGGAACCGUGGGCCAGGAGUCAGGUGCAAACAGCAGCAGAGCUUCAUGACGGAAAUAAUGGAAGGAAACUUUUGUGGCAGUCCUGAUAAUGCUGGCAUUGAGUCUUCCAAAGAAGUGAUCAUGGAUCAUCUGGCUAGCUUUGGCACCAUCACCACUGCUAUGACUGCCGUGCAGUCAAACAAGACCCAGACUCUGCUGGCGCUUGGCGACAUUGACGGGAACAUCCGCAAGGUUUUCCACCAAAUACACACCUAUGGAACCCGGGAAGUCUCGAGUGUCCAUCAGGUUCUGGUGUACAAGGUCAGCCCCAAACCCAUCGGGCAGGCAAUGAAUGUCGACAGAGAUGGACGAUUGAUCGUCACAACUGGUGACAAGCAUCAUUUGUGAAACCAAGUCAGCGGCAGAGGAAACAUCUGGCUUGGUGAUCGUAGACGUGAAAGACUCGAUUGCCAUGUCUAAACGGCCGUACCAGAUUUACGGAUUUACGCCCUCUCCCGAGCCUUUUCACUUCAAGAAGCCGAUCAUCUCAACAUUUGAGCCCCAGCGAGGACCCCGAGCCGGGGGCACAAACAUCACGAUCCGAGGCAGAAACCUGGACGUCGGGACCAGUAUCCGGGUUGUAAUAGCCGAUCACGCCGAGUGCAAAAUCAUUCCUGGCAGCGUGAACUCCACUCAAGUCUCGUGCACCACCAAGCUGUGGCGGAAUUCGGCGCGCUCCCGGAAAAGAAAAAGUGUUUCGGAAAGGGCCCACGUCUCUGGCUCACUGGAGGUGUCGAUCGAUGCGGCGAAAAUAGUCCCCGCCAAGAACGGACAACUGAUACCGUUCUACUACAUGCCCAACCCGGAAGUGAACAACUUCCACCCGAAGAGGUCUUUCGUCAGCGGAGGACUGCCUAUCACCGUCAGGGGAUCGAACCUGGAUGCAUCAGUGGCGCCUCAGCUGAGGGGAACCUACGGCAAUCCUAAUGACAACCUCGACAGCUCAGCGAUUUGUGAAACUCAGGACGACGGACAAGUCAUGAUUUGCCCGUCAAUGAAUGUCACAAAAGUUACGGGACUCCGCGUCAUAGAGCGACCUCCGGAAGUAGUUCAUGUGUACUUCCUCUUUGACGGCUACAAAGUUCCUUCGGAUCACGUGCUGUCAGAUUUUAGCACUUUUCAGUACUACAACGACCCCAAGUUCAGCCCCUUUCCAAAAACGGUGAAGGAGUUUGACGUCAGCGAAAAAGAGAUCUCGUUCUUUGGAAAAAAUUUCAUCGGCAUCAAGACCACCGUUCACAUUUUCAUCGGAGGAAAGCUGUGCAACGUGACAAGUGUGAUGGAGGAUGAGCUGAAGUGCACGCCGGACUACACGGACCUGAGUGUCGGGGAGGGAAAGAAGUACUUGGUGGAGGUUCAAGUUGGAAAUUUGGUCUUCAACAACUCGGAUAUUGGCUAUGUUGAGUACCGCAAAUCUGUGGCCGAUGCUACGGUUUCCACGGUGGUGGUCACCCUUUGCGUGCUGAUCGCAGUCCUCUUCAUCUUUGGCAUGAUCAUGUUGUGUCUCAUGAAGAGGCAGCGCUGCGGAUUUUUCAAUUAUACGGACGGAGGGAUUUAUGGAGCUUCAGCCAGCCCGUACCAGGCGACGGCCCACAUCGAUGAGGAGACGCUGCACCUCAUUGUCUCGGAGCACCUGCUCGUUAACCGGAAGUAUCUCACCUUGGCUGAUGAAAUUGGCAAAGGCAAUUUUGGGUGUGUCAAGCGAGGAUUCUUGACCAUGCCAAAUCAGAAGGGAGACAUACUGGUGGCGGUGAAGACUCUGCACGAUAACAACCCCCGAGACAUAGAACUACAGAGUUUCCUGGAGGAGGCGUUGCGCAUGAAAGACUUCAACCACCCCAACGUCCUUGACCUUAUUGGCGUCUGCCUGGACCUGGACGAGAUGCCGCUGGUCGUGCUGCCCUUCAUGAAGCAUGGGGACCUCCACACUUACAUCCGAGACGAAAAAAAUCAACCCACAAUAAAGGAUUUGAUCAUGUUUGGCAUUGAUAUCGCCAAAGGCAUGGAAUAUUUGGCCAGUCUCAAGUUUGUUCACCGUGAUCUCGCAGCUAGAAAUUGCAUGCUGGAUGAAGAGUUCCACGUGCGAGUGGCGGACUUUGGUCUGGCCCGCGACAUCUACGAGAAGGAGUAUUACAGCUCGGCCAACAAGAAGGCCAAGCUUCCUGUCAAGUGGAUGGCCAUUGAAAGCUUGGAGAAGGGAAACUACAGCGCCAAGUCUGAUGUGUGGUCGUAUGGCAUAGUCCUGUGGGAACUCAUGACUCGCGGCCUCGUACCCUACCCAGGGGUAGACAACUGGGACAUCAUUCGCUACUUGAAGGCCGGCCGACGCAUGCCGCACCCAAACUACUGCCCAGAUCCUCUGUACCAGAUCAUGCUGCAAUGCUGGCAAGAGGAGCCCGAAGAGCGACCCUCCUUCGGCAAGCUGGUGGACGACAUCACCACCAUGAUCGACCAGAUAGAGCACCGUACGGGCGCGCACCGACGGAACAUACAAUCCACGUACGUGAACGUCAACGAGUGCAACCACUACCACUACCGCGACGAGGUGCCGGGGAUGGGCGGGGCCGAACCCAGGCCCAUUGUUGUUCGUCCCUCGGAGAGCGAGAAAGAGAACGAUGACGUGUUUGAAGAAGGGCCGAAACCGAAGGAAGACACGACCUGCUGAAGGUCACAGACUUCUGUGGGGGGGGGGGAUAAUAAUAUGUCCAUGAGGGGAUUUUGAGAAGAUUUGAGAUUGCUUUAUAUUUCAGUUACAUGGAAUUUGAUUUAGCUGUACAAAAUUGGAGUUGUGCGGGUGUCAAACUUGUGGAUGUGUAAGACAUAGCUGCUUCCGAGCAGGGUCCGGAUGAAUUGAUGAACAGUUUUGGUUUAUAAUCCAUGAGAAUAAUCUGUGAAAUUUUUCGGCUUUCCAGGAAGCAUACAGUGCAUGCUGUGGUUCACAUGUGCUAAAACAUUAACAAAGUAAUACGAUCUUUCG
Molecule: messenger RNA, 4340 nt
Organism: Aplysia californica (California sea hare)
Lineage: Eukaryota; Metazoa; Mollusca; Gastropoda; Aplysiida; Aplysiidae
Product: hepatocyte growth factor receptor
Biological process (GO): protein phosphorylation; positive regulation of kinase activity; cell surface receptor protein tyrosine kinase signaling pathway
Cellular component (GO): signaling receptor complex
Molecular function (GO): protein binding; transmembrane receptor protein tyrosine kinase activity; ATP binding
Source: RefSeq, a predicted model, not a curated record